This is a messenger RNA of Micropterus dolomieu (smallmouth bass), 3993 nucleotides long. Its product is annotated as histone-lysine N-methyltransferase SUV39H1-like. Lineage: Eukaryota; Metazoa; Chordata; Actinopteri; Centrarchiformes; Centrarchidae. Bases 777 to 2807 code for a protein of 676 amino acids. The record is from RefSeq and is a predicted model, not a curated record. Gene Ontology annotation, cellular component: nucleus. Gene Ontology annotation, molecular function: protein binding; zinc ion binding; histone H3K9 methyltransferase activity. The transcript has 11 exons.
GAGCAUGUACACUGACGUUAUAACAACUUCCUUUUUCAUGGCGAAUCAUCGAUUUUCAACGCCAUGGCACGUUGUGAAGUUUGAUGAAACCUUACAGGUGAACUGAACCUGAUGGAACCUGUAAAUCACAAAAAAUGACCAUUAAAUCCAACAUGGCCGACUUCCUGUUGGCUGUAGGGCAUUGCUCCCAGAAGCUUCUUGUAGGUGUGGACAUGAUACAUCUUCCACAAAGAUUUUGUAAAUUUCGGAGAAACGUGGCUGCUCUGUAGGGGGCGCUAACGAGCCAUUUUGCCACGCCCAUGCACGAAAACACAGGACAUGGAGAUUUUCAUGGGAUUUAAAUUUUGUCCAAAGUUUGGUGAGUUUUCGUUUAGUGUCUCAUUAGCAGAAAGAAAGAAAAAGAAUUCCUUCAGAUUGAACAGGGUGAAACAUUAAAACAGAACCACAGAAAGUAGAACCUACUGUGUACUGUGUAGUACUACUGUGUACUACAGUUGUGAUGGCAGCACGUAUGUUCGCUCCUAGCAGAGAUAAGUAAACCUCUGGCAGGAUGGACUUGGACCCCCACCUGUCCUCCUACCUGGAUCUAGUCAAUCAUUAAUGUUUCCAGUCAGACAGGAAGUGUUCAGGUCCACGCGGAUUCCACAGACAGAGGUGUGGGGGAGCCAGGUGUGUUUGCUGCUGUGGCGUUAAUGAAAGCAGGUGUUUGUAGCUGACUAACGGGCCGACAGCUGUUACCUGUGUUUGUUGUGAGACAGGUGGAAGGAGAGGCGAGAAUGGGAAGAGGGGCCAACUGUAGCUGGAUCGGGCCUGAGAUCCCUCUGUCAUCACAGAUCUUCAGCGCCAUUAAAGACGAGCUGUGGCUCUUCCUCAUCCCGGCCGGUCUGGCACUCAUUUUGCUGGGCGUGUUCCUGGAAGAGGUGGGCUUCCUUCUGCGCCACAGCCCCUCGUCCAGACGCCGGCGCCUCUACCUGUGGAUAUUAGGAAUGUACCCGGUCUUCAUCUUCACCUCCCUCAUAGCGCUGUAUGUGCCGCGUUCGUCCUCGCUCUGUAAUUUCAUCGCUUCACUGUAUCACUCCAUCACCCUGCUGAAGUUCAUGGGUCUGAUCACUGACUUCUUUGGAGGGAAAGCUCGUAUGUUGGCUGCCUUGUCUGGACAGCAGGUAUCUCCAGAUCCUUUCCCCUGCUGCUGCUGCUGCUGUCUCCCUCUGGUGGCCAUCAACAGCAGCAGCCGGGGCUGGAUGAUGGCGGCUGUGCUGCAGCUCUCUGUUGUCCGCAGCGUCCUCUUCUUUGUCACCCUGGUUCUGUGGACGGAUGAACAGUACGACUACGGUGAUGUGGAUUCAGUGAACCCUAACCUGUACGUGAACGCUAUCAUCGGUGUGUCCACCUUCGUGUCCUUCUACGGCCACCUGCUGUUCUACAAAGCCACUAAGAGGGCUCUACCCGGAUAUGGACUGAGGGCCAAGUUCGUCUGCGUCAUCGUGGUGCUGGUGCUGUGUGGCCUGCAGAGCAGCAUCUUAGAGACCAUGGGGGCUCUGGAGGUCAUCCCCUGCACGCCCCCCUUCUCCGUCCUGACCAGGUCCCAGUAUUGCAGAGUGGCCUGUAAGAUGUCCUGGGAUGAGUUGGAGGCCCUGUGUCGCAGAGAGAGGCUCCACUGCAAACAGCUCGGGGUCAACAGGGCCAACGUCAAUGACUAUGAGGUGGAGUUCCUCUGUGACUACAAGAAGACCAAGGUGGAGGAGUUCUACCUGGUGAAGUGGAAGGGCUUCCCAGAGUCAGACAACAGCUGGGAACCCAAGAGGAACCUCAAAUGCCCCAAACUGAUGAAGCAGUUCCACCUGGACCUGGACCAGGAGCUGAGGCGCCACAAGAGACGGGGCACCCCUAAAAAGCUGGAUAAGGAAGUUGCCUUGUUCCUUGUCCAGAAAGCCAAACUCCGUCUGAGUCUGCAGCGCUGGGAGGCACAUUUGAACCAGACCCGCAACCACCCAGGUCGCAUUUUUGUCAUGAACGAAGUGGACUUCGAGGGCCCCCCGAAGAACUUCACUUACAUCAACAACUACAAGGUGGGCCAGGGCAUCGUGCUGGAUGAGAUGGCUGUGGGCUGCGAGUGCAAGAACUGCUUAGAGGAGCCGGUGAACGGCUGCUGCCCCGGGGCCUCGCUGCACCGCAUGGCCUACACCGACAGGGGGCAGGUCCGCAUCCGGCCGGGGCAGCCCAUAUACGAGUGCAACUCCCAGUGCAGCUGUGGCAGCGACUGCCCCAACAGAGUGGUGCAGAAGGGCAUCCAGUUCGACCUGUGCAUCUUUAAAACGGAGAACGGCCGGGGCUGGGGCGUCCGCACGCUGCAGCACAUCAAGAAGAACACCUUUGUCAUGGAGUACGUGGGAGAGAUCAUUACAACUGAUGAAGCAGAAAGGCGGGGCCACGUGUACGACUGCCAGGGCUCCACCUACCUGUUCGAUCUGGACUACGUGGAGGACGUGUACACGGUGGACGCAGCUCAUCAAGGAAACGUCUCCCACUUCGUCAACCACAGUUGUAACCCCAACCUGCAGGUCUAUAACGUGUUCAUCGACAACAUCGACGAGCGGCUGCCGAGAAUCGCUCUGUUUUCAACGCGGGCCAUUCGGGCAGGAGAGGAGCUCACCUUUGACUACAAGAUGCAAAUUGAUCCGGUCGACACAGAAAGCACCAAAAUGGACUCCAGUUUUAGUCUAGCUGUCCUCCCCGGCUCUCCGAAGAAGAGGGUUCGAGUGGAGUGUCGGUGUGGAUCGGACUCGUGUCGAAAGUACCUGUUCUGAUGGGGGACUGCCAGGAACAGCGUUGUUUGUGUAAACAUGUGGAACAUUGUACAGAUUUGUAUAUGAAUUUUUUAUUUUCUGAAAUUCACGUUUUUAUAUGUGAACAUGACAAAGUCUUCAAGCUGCAGACCACAGACGGGUCAUUUUAAAUCUGUGUCCACUAGAAGCUGAGAUUAGGAGCAGUGUGCUGUUUGGGUGCUUGGUGUGUGGGACAGGUAUUGAUCACUGGUACACCAUCAUUGGGUUUUAUCACAGCAUCAGUUUGUGCUUCGCUUCUACCAGAGACCUCAGCAGGUUAACAGAUCUGGGAUCUGAGAGCCCAGACCGCCAACAAGUUCCUCAAACAUCCACUUCCUGCUUCGCCUGCUGGACUCUAGUGUGACGAGCGAAGCGGCAGUACCUGACUCUGUUUUAUAAAUAAUCUGCGUAACCGGACCUCAGGUCAGACCUGUGUACCUGUGAUGGAGGUCAGAGGUCAUUCAGAGUUGGAACACCAACACACAAUGCUCCUCUGCACUUCCAUCUGAUGAAAUGAUUGCAGAGGACUAACGGGCCCUCAGGGUGCCAGUGCUGGGUUCUGGUACUGCAGUUGGUGUUACCCUGCAGACACAUCUGAGUUCACAUGGGUUGUUAAUCUUUCUCUAAAUUGAGAUUUUAUAGUUGAAUGUGUACUUUGUAGUGCUUUUUGUUUCUUUUACCUCUGGUCAUCGUGCUCCUGAUGCUCGGUGGGUUUAACACUGCGGCCUCCUGCUGGCGUCCGCGGCCUCUCUGAGCUCAGUGAGCUGAAAUCUGCUCAGUUAUCAGCAGUUCAUCUCACAGAGACCACAGACCUUCCCUCUUCCAGGACCUUCUGCACUCAGCUGAUCACCUGUGACAGCCAGGUGUUUAACAGGAACUCGGAUCACCUCCACCACAGUCUGAAGCAGCUUACUAUGCAAUGACCCUGAACCUGUAGACAAGCUGCAGGGAGGUAGUGACCCUCAGCUGAUCUGUAGCGUCUCAGCAAACUACUCCUCCUUCUGGCUUUCUAACAAAGAAAAGUCAGGACUUGGCGGCGAGACGGUCCCUGUAGUGGUGACUUUAACUUCCUGUGGUGGUCCAACAGCUGGUGGUCCUCAGUGUGUUUAAACUUGUGUAGUGCUUCAGCGUGGAGAACAGACACUGUGUCAAUAAAUGAUGAACUGGU